Molecule: messenger RNA, 1185 nt
Organism: Falco peregrinus (peregrine falcon)
Lineage: Eukaryota; Metazoa; Chordata; Aves; Falconiformes; Falconidae
Product: sperm acrosome membrane-associated protein 6-like
Exons: 8
Coding region: 1-1185 (394 amino acids)
Biological process (GO): fusion of sperm to egg plasma membrane involved in single fertilization
Source: RefSeq, a predicted model, not a curated record
AUGACGCCCUUCCUGCGCAAACUGCCAUGCAAACUGCUGCGCACACCCUGGCUGAUCACCAACAGCGCCUGGGCUCCACCUGGGAACCCCACUGUCUCCUGGGUAUCCAGGCGCCUGGGCUCCACCUGGGAACCCCACUGUCUCCUGGGUAUCCAGGCGCCUGGGCUCCACCUGGGAACCCCACUGUCUCCUGGGUAUCCAGGCGCCUGGGCUCCACCUGGGAACCCCGCUGUCUCCUGGGUAUCCAGGCGCCUGGGCUCCACCUGGGAACCCCACUGUCUCCUGGGUAUCCAGGCGCCUGGGCUCCACCUGGGAACCCUGCAGUUCCCUGGGGACCCAAGCAUUUGGGUGCUGUACUUUGUGGCCAUGGGGUGGUGGUGGGUGCUGGCUCCCUGGCUCCCUGGAAACCCAGGCAUCAAGGCAGGGGGGCUUGCCUUGCGGCAAUGGGUGGCCCUGGCAUCCUGGCUCCCUGCGGUGCACUCCUGCCUGCUCUGCUUUGGGCCUCCCAGUCAGCGCGAACAGCUCUGCCAUGACAUUACUGGGGCCCCCCUCAAGGACCCUCGACAUCAACGCUGCCUUGAGGCCCUUGCCCAGGCUGCUGAGCCACUUUCCUCUGUCACUGUGGGGUCGGGGCAGCGUGAUGUACUUCGGGAGAUCGUCAUGGAUGCCCUGCAUUUUCUGGAGAAGCAGAGCAAGACGAAGCCCUUUGAGGUGUCUCUACAGGCAGCCGUCAACGUAAUCUGGGCGAAGCUGAGCCAUCUGGAGAAAGCUCCAGCCUGUGUCCCGCCUUGUGGAUACCAGCCAGCUGCUCGCGUCUUCCAGUGUGCUACCUGCCGCCUCGUGGACUGCCAGUUUCCCCUGGAUUGCCCAGUGCAGGUCCUGCGGGCCCAAACAGAUGAAACCGUCACACUGCACUGCUCUGUGCCCUUUGCCACCCUCCCUGGCCUGCCCGUUACCUGGAUGUUUGCCAAGGACCUGUACACACAGGACCUGACACUGUUUGAGGAGCUGCAGGGAAGCACAGAGGGAUCUCGCAUUCUGAUCAUCCAUGACCCCAUUCCAGGAACCAUCGCCUGUUCCCUGGGGGAGGUUUAUGAGCCAUUGGUCCGCAAGUACUUCUACCUCAACGGUGCGCCCAGACACCUGAGUACCCCUGGGGGCAGUGAGCAGUGUGGGGUGAAGUAG